Mus pahari (shrew mouse) is the source of this 1822-nucleotide messenger RNA. RefSeq names its product mevalonate diphosphate decarboxylase (gene Mvd). Gene Ontology annotation, molecular function: diphosphomevalonate decarboxylase activity. NCBI's taxonomy places the organism in Eukaryota, Metazoa, Chordata, Mammalia, Rodentia, Muridae. The transcript has 9 exons. Gene Ontology annotation, biological process: isoprenoid biosynthetic process; isopentenyl diphosphate biosynthetic process, mevalonate pathway. Gene Ontology annotation, cellular component: cytosol. The record is from RefSeq and is a predicted model, not a curated record. The coding region runs from base 135 to 1349 and encodes 404 amino acids.
GGCUUGGCCUGUCGCCUAUUGGACAGCACGGGAAAAGCCCGGCCGGCGGGCCAAUCAUAUGGCAGCGCGUGAGGCUGUAGAAACCGGGGAACCGGGUGCUGGGCUCUGUAGCUCGGGACUCCAGUCUCUCAGUCAUGGCCUCAGAAAAGCCUCAGGACCUAAUGGUCACCUGCACCGCGCCGGUCAACAUCGCAGUUAUCAAGUACUGGGGAAAGCGAGAUGAAGCGCUGAUCCUGCCCAUCAACUCCUCCCUGAGCGUCACGCUGCACCAGGACCAGCUAAAAACCACCACAACCGUUGCCAUUAGCAAGGACUUCACAGAGGACCGCAUCUGGCUGAACGGUCGUGAGGAGGACGUGGGGCAGCCAAGGCUCCAGGCCUGCCUGAGAGAGACAAGGCGGAGCUGGGAGCUGCGGGCCCAGACGCCAGAGUCCCAGCUCUGCCUUCUCGGAAAUCUCGUUUCUCAUAAGGUGGGGAGGACGCUCCAGGCAGAGCUGUGUAGCACAUUAACCCUUGCCCCCGCCUCUGUCUCUCCUGCUGUACCUUCAGCCUAUGCCCUGGCCCAGGCCUACGGGGUUGAGGGAGAUCUCUCCGAAGUGGCUCGGCAGGGCUCGGGCAGCGCGUGCCGCAGUCUCUAUGGGGGCUUCGUGGAGUGGCAGAUGGGGGAACAGGCCGAUGGGAAGGACAGCAUCGCCCGGCAGAUAGCCCCAGAGUGGCACUGGCCCCAGCUCCGAGUCCUUAUCCUCGUGGUGAGUGCUGACAAGAAGCAGACGGGCAGUACGGUGGGCAUGCAGACCAGUGUGAAGACCAGCGCCCUGCUCAAGUUCCGGGCUGAGUCUGUUGUGCCUGAGCGCAUGAAGGAGAUGACCCGCUGCAUCCAAGAGCAGGACUUUCAGGGCUUUGCCCAGCUGACCAUGAAGGAUAGCAACCAGUUUCAUGCCACCUGCCUGGACACUUUCCCGCCCAUCUCCUACCUCAAUGACACCUCCAGGCGCAUCAUCCAGCUAGUCCACCGCUUCAACACCCACCACGGGCAGACGAAGGUCGCAUACACAUUUGAUGCUGGCCCCAACGCUGUGAUCUUCACUCUGGAGGACACUGUGGCUGAGUUUGUGGCAGCUGUAAGACACAGCUUUCCCCCUGCAGCCAAUGGAGACAAGUUCCUAAAGGGGCUGCAGGUGGCGCCUGUUCUUCUCUCUGAUGAGCUGAAGGCUGCACUGGCGGUGGAGCCCAGCCCUGGUGGGGUCCAGUACAUCAUUGCCACUCAGGUCGGACCAGGACCUCAAGUCCUAGACAACACUCAUGAUCAUCUGCUAGGCCCAGACGGACUGCCACCACGGGACCUUUGACCUCUUCCAUGUUCAGUGCCACUUGGAGAAAGGGGUUGCUCACUGGAACUUGGGAACUGGCGUGCUGGUCGGCCACACCUGAAGGGUUGCUUCAUGAUUAUACUGAGUGUGAUGAGCAGCCAUCUGGGCGAUCAGGGGGACCCCUUUCAAGUGCCUCCAGUUCCCCGCUGGUUUCUGAAGGGCUAGCUGACCCACUCGAUGGACCUUCCUGCACUCCAGACAGGAGCUCAUUAGGGAUGGGGAGUCAGUGUCUUUCCCACCGAAGAUGCUCUGAGGGCCUCAGUAACCAUCUAAGCGUGAUGGCUCAGACAGCAGUGCCUCUCUGCUGAGACUCAGGCCACAGUUUCUUUAUAAAGCCUCCUGGUGAGGGUAGGGGCUGUCAAGCCCACAGGUAGGGUUCAUUGUGGGUGUGGGUGCCUCGUGAAGGUGCAGUCAGUGAACCUGAGGACCGCAGGAAUAAAGUGUGCUGUUGU